UUUAUAUAUUUUAAAUUAAUUUAGACUUUGAUUCUCACAAACCGUCGUUUGGUCACAUGAGGUUGGUACGGGUUACCAUGGUUACAAGUCUCCAACUGGAAAGGAGGCUCUCAGGACUACGUCCUCCGGUCCAGUGGGCGUCGCUAUGCAACGUGACAGUAAGUAACGGUUGUAACCCGCCUUCAAACAAAAGAAGAAGAAGAAGUUUCCCGCCAGUUCAAAAUGGAGCCGGAACCGGAGGACCGCUCCUCUCUACCGGCCGCUCUACUGUGCUCCGCCCUGAGCCUGACCGUCCCGCCGGUGCUCGGUGACCAGCUGGCCGAGCUGUACCGGCUCCAGCUGGGCCUGCUGAGGCGGAGGAGGGUCCGGGAGCUGAUGGAGCGGGACCGGCGGCGGCGGCAGUACCUGCGGAGGAGGAGGGCGUUCCUACUGUCCUCCAUAGCCGCGAUCCAGAGCCUCAUCACGUCCACCAACAGACACAUCUGGGUCCGCAACCGCAGCCCCGGCCACACCUUCUGGUCCUCCGCCCAGUCCUUCGACGACGAGGAGUGGAGGGCGCAGUUCCGCGUGUCCCGGGAGACCUUCGACUACCUGCUGGAGCGGAUCGGACCGGCCAUCAAACGCCGCAGGACCAACUACCGGGCCCCCAUCGAGCCGCGCCGCCGCCUGGCCAUCGCCCUGUGGUGGUUCGCCCGCUCCGGAGAGUACCGCUCCAUCGCAGGCAUGUUCGGCGUUGGCAUAGCGACCGUGUGUGUGAUCGUUCGGCAGGUGACCUCGGCCAUCAUGGACCGGCUGUACCGGCGGGUGGUGUCGCUUCCGAGCGGCCAGCGGCUGGACGACACCAUCCGGGCCUUCAGGGACCGCUGCUACCCGCAGUGUGCCGGGGCCAUCGGCGGGACUCACAUCCCCAUCGCCCCGCCGAGGGACAACCCGGACCACUACCUGAACCGGAGGGGCUGGCACUCCGUGGUGCUGCAGGCGGUGGUCGACCACAACAGCUGUUUCACUGAUGUGUACGCCGGCUGGCCUGGAAGUACGAGCAGCGCCGCGGUUCUGUCCAGCUCAGACCUGUACCUGAAGGCAGAGGACCGCCCUGAUGGUUACCUGUUCCCCAGACAGAAGUCGGUGGUGUCUGGCGAGGUGGAGAUCCCCGUCCACCUGAUCGGCGACGCGUCGUUCCCUCUGAAGCCGUGGCUGAUGAAAGGAUACAGCGAGGAACACCAGCUGUCACCGGAGCAGCGCUGCUUCACCUACACCCUCAACUCCGCCUGGUCCGUGGUUGACACCGCCUUCACGCGCCUGAAAGGCCGCUGGCGGUGCCUGCUGAAGAAGAGCGACAUCGACGUCUCCAUGAUGCCCAGAGUCGUGGCGGCGUGCUGCGUUCUGCACAACAUCUGCGAGAACCGGGGAGACAGUUUCCUCCCUGAGUGGAACAUUCAGAUGGUUCCUUCAGAACAUUAUCUGAGCCAGCCGGACACAGAACCCUAUGAAGGAGACACAUACUGCACCGCUGAGGUCAUCAGAGACACCGUCACUUACAACCUGCUGACUAUACUGCAGUACUGAACCUGAAGACUACACCGUUACUAGUAACCUGCUGAAUAUACUGCAGUACUGAACCUGAAGACUACACUGUUACUAGUAACCUGCUGACUAUACUGCAGUACUGAACCUGAAGACUACACUGUUACUAGUAACCUGCUGACUAUACUGCAGUACUGAACCUGAAGACUACACCGUUACUAGCAACCUGCUGACUACACUGCAGUACUGAACCUGAAGACUGCAGCUCACUUCACUGGAUUAUUUUAACCCUCUGAGACCCACAAUAGAGACGUUUUAGUCUUUUUUAGGGGGGUACAGGGGGUCUUUAGGGGGAGAUAGCAGGUGAACAGUAGAUGUCAUGUCACAUAGAAGUGGUGUACAUCAUCUGAAAGCUGAGAACCUGGAGAUUAAUUUGAGAUGCAGCUCAGCACUGUGUGUCAAGUUUUUCUAACAUAAAUCAGAAAUAAACAUUAACUGUUAUACAUCAGACAUUACUGAGACAUUAAUACAGUGAUGAUGAGUAACUUGAGCACAUUUACUCAAAUACAAUUUUGAGGUACUUAACUAUUUUCAUUUGAUGCUAAUUUAUACUUUUGCACUACAUUUCAGAGAUGAGUAUUGUACUUUUUACUGCACUGAUAUUUAUUAGGCAGCCAUUCUGUGGUGACUGUACACAUCAGCAUUUUACAAACAUCAGGUGUGAUCAGCUUCUAAAACAUGACAGAUUAUUAAUUAUUAAUUUAAUUAUUAUUAAUGAUUAAAGGCUCUGCACACUCAGGUGUUGAUGUCAGACCUCAGCUCACCACACUAAUGUACUAAUGUACAAUGUAGAGAGAGAGAGCUGUCAAUCAGUCACGUCUGCUGAGAGUCCUGAGUGAAGCUCUCAUCAGGUAACAGAAGUGAAAACACCUGUGCAGGUGCACUACAGGUGUGCACAGUCUCUGAGCUACACAACAGUUUAUAAUGCUGUUAAAAUCAGAUCCACCUCAAUCAGACACAUUUAAAUGCUGCUUACGUUUUAAUGCAUCAAUAAUAUGAAUACACUAAUGUCAUAUAAUUAAUACAGAGACCCUAAAAAAAUUAUAUUUUUGAUCCUGUUGAUGAUUUGUGCAACACGGUAACACAUUUUAUAAACAAGUUUUUAAAAAAAACACCUUUCAGGUAAUUUAACACUGAUAUAAUAAGUACUUUUGUAUUUGAUGAUGAUACUUAUGUACUCUAAAGUAGAAUUGUGAAUGUAAUUGCAAUAGAGUAUUUUUACAUAUUAGUGUUGAUACUGUUAAGGCUUCUGAGUACUUCUUCACCAGCUGCUUCUACUGAAGUCAAAUCACGAAUGCAGGGAUUUUACUUGUAAACAGAGUUUUUUUUACACAAUUUUUUACAAUAACUUAUGAACAACAAUUACA
Sebastes umbrosus (honeycomb rockfish) is the source of this 2951-nucleotide messenger RNA. Its product is annotated as protein ANTAGONIST OF LIKE HETEROCHROMATIN PROTEIN 1-like. The transcript is spliced from 3 exons. The record is from RefSeq and is a predicted model, not a curated record. Lineage: Eukaryota; Metazoa; Chordata; Actinopteri; Perciformes; Sebastidae. The coding region runs from base 223 to 1566 and encodes 447 amino acids.